Molecule: messenger RNA, 294 nt
Organism: Microthlaspi erraticum
Lineage: Eukaryota; Viridiplantae; Streptophyta; Magnoliopsida; Brassicales; Brassicaceae
Source: the annotation of a GenBank genome assembly
AUGUUGCUAACUUUUGAGACCGUCAAACGCCUCCAGCAUCAUCGUGAUGUCUCUCCUCACGGCAACCUUCGCCCUGCCGACUCCGAUGUCCAGCCAUUUCCUUUUCCGAAGCAAUCCUUCGAUUUCUCCUUGCAUGCGAAAUCAGAGAACGCAUACCCGCUUUAUGUUUCUUCUCUCUCUCAAUCUAUGAAUCAUCGUCUACGAAUUCAGCUAAAAGACUCAAGCUCCACCUGGUUUGUAAACCCAGUUUGUGCCCUCUGGGUAGGAGACUGCGCUUUUGCUUUUCAUGAUUGA